Messenger RNA from Equus quagga, 523 nucleotides. It is a transcript of the gene RPL36A, whose product is annotated as ribosomal protein L36a. Gene Ontology annotation, biological process: translation. Gene Ontology annotation, cellular component: ribosome; cytosolic large ribosomal subunit. The transcript is spliced from 6 exons. Gene Ontology annotation, molecular function: structural constituent of ribosome. NCBI's taxonomy places the organism in Eukaryota, Metazoa, Chordata, Mammalia, Perissodactyla, Equidae. The record is from RefSeq and is a predicted model, not a curated record. The coding region runs from base 16 to 471 and encodes 151 amino acids.
AGAGCCUUAGACUCUAUGGUCGCUCCCACUGACUCCCAUGGGGAAGCGCGACAAGGAACCGCCUAUAUACUUCCGUUUCCGGCCCGGCCUCUUUCUUUCCGUGCCGAUAGCGCUCUUGCGAACAUGGUGAACGUUCCUAAAACCCGCCGGACUUUCUGUAAGAAGUGUGGCAAGCACCAACCCCACAAAGUAACACAAUACAAGAAGGGCAAGGAUUCUCUGUAUGCCCAGGGAAAGCGGCGUUAUGACAGGAAGCAGAGUGGCUAUGGUGGGCAGACUAAGCCGAUUUUCCGGAAAAAGGCUGAAUCAGUUCCUGUUCUACCACAGGCUAAAACUACAAAGAAGAUUGUGCUGAGGCUUGAAUGUGUUGAGCCCAACUGCAGAUCUAAGAGAAUGCUGGCUAUCAAGAGAUGCAAGCAUUUUGAACUUGGAGGAGAUAAGAAGAGAAAGGGCCAAGUGAUCCAGUUCUAAGCCUCAUCUUUUGUUUUAUUAUGAAGACAAUAAAAUUUUGAGGUUAUGUUUA